Clarias gariepinus (North African catfish) is the source of this 759-nucleotide messenger RNA. RefSeq lists its product as uncharacterized. The record is from RefSeq and is a predicted model, not a curated record. Lineage: Eukaryota; Metazoa; Chordata; Actinopteri; Siluriformes; Clariidae. Gene Ontology annotation, cellular component: external side of plasma membrane. Gene Ontology annotation, biological process: cell surface receptor signaling pathway; T cell costimulation; positive regulation of T cell proliferation. The transcript has 4 exons. Bases 1 to 759 code for a protein of 252 amino acids.
AUGCCUAGACAAUGGAAAAGAACGACUAAAAGAGGUGUGCCUGCCAGUGUUUUAAAAACAGCAUCUGAUGAAGUCACAAAGAAGGGCAAGUCAGUCAGGUCAGUUGCGAAGGCACAUGGGAUCUGCCAUGUAACAUUGAGCAGAUACUGCAAAUCACUUCAGAAGCUGAGAGACCUGGGGUCCAGUGAUCUUCCAAGUGUAGGUUACCGCAGUAGCAACAAAGUUCUCUCUGAGGUGCAGGAGAAGGUGCUGGCUGGCUAUUUGACUCAGGCAGCAGACCUGUAUUAUGGACUGACUCCACGCUGCAGACUGGAAGCGAGAGAGACAAAAGAAAUCACUGCAUACACAGGAGGCUCAGUACUGCUGCCCUGCUCCUGCACUGACCUCCACACCACACCUGGGACAUUCACAUGGGAGAAACUCAUAACAGAUAAAUAUGUAGAGAUAUCUCCUGAGAGUGAUCAGUACAAAGACAGAUUUCAGCUGGUUAAUGAUCACUCUUCAGGAAAUCUCUCUCUGCUCAUAUCACACCUGGCUGUAGAGGAUGGAGGAUGGUACAGGUGUCACAUCAGCAACAAUGACUAUAAAGACGUCUCAGUCACAGUUAAAGAGGCCACAAGAAGACCUUCAACACCCAGACCAAAGACCAAACCCACUUCCACAGCAGUUCUUGUAGACGUCACACCUACAAAACCAACCCUGGUGGUCAAGGACAAAAUGACCACAAACUCUGAAACAUCUGGAAAAGGUAACGAUUAA